AGAGUCCAGAACAGAGUCAGUUCAGUUCGGUUCUGUCAGUUCAGUGUACGUACAGUACUACAACAGACAGACGACGACGUCUUUAACUUUGUUUGUUACCGUUAGGAGACUUGACAGGAGUUGCCUAGAACCCCUAGACCUACUAAAACUUAACUGACAUUGGAAGUGGAUUUAUGUGUUUAUUUAGUGCAGGGUUUAUUUAAUCCUAUUUAAUAAAUUAUUCAUAUUUUUUGUGGUAUAAAGAUACACUCUUGAGUAUUUCGUUCAGCCUUUUCUUUUUUGUUUGAUUAAUAUUUGAAAAUCUAACAGAAGGCUAAACGUCAGUUAGUAACCCUUCUUCUAACCGAAUAAAACCUUUAUAAAACAUAAGUUAAAUUAGUUUUCAAACUAUAUUUAUUACAAUUCAAUUUGUGCGGGACAUAUACCAUCCAUGAGGCUUUUGCACGGAAACGGGCCCCAAGUGAUGGAAUAGGCCUUGGUUGGAUCCCAGCCACGUCCACUUUCUGAGAGCUUCAGUUAUUGUUUAUGUUAUUUGGAUUUAUUAAGGAGCAGGGCCGGGAUGGCCGCUGGGAGCUCACUAGUCUGGCUCAUCUGCUUCUCGCUGCUCACAUUGGGAGUGAGAGUGAGAGCCAACCAGCCGCCAGUGUUCACAGAUGACAUGGACAACCUGAUCCUCCAAGAGGACACCCCGGUCGGCACCAUAGUACACCAGUUGAAGGGUAGUGACCCUGAGGGCUCCCCUGUACACUAUGGGAUUGUGGGUACGGAUAGACUCAAGGCAGACCCUUCCACAGGAGAGGUCAAACUUGUUCUGCCUCUAGAUAGAGAGGUUAACGACACCUUGAGGUUUUUUGUUACACUAGAAGACGAAGUAGACAAUACAGAUAACUCCAUUGCCAAUAAUCUAGUCCAAGUUCCUGUUUCUGUCAUUGUAGUUGAUGAAAAUGACAAUGCUCCAGUGUUCAAAAAUUCACCAUACGAGGUAUCCGUGGCAGAGGACACGCCUGCAGGCACCACGGUGUUCUCUGGUGUUAUUGUGGAGGACGCAGAUCUCUCAGGAGACACUCUGGAGGUUCUGUGUGUGGAACAUCCUCAGUUCCCAAAGACUUGUUCUAAGUUUUCAAUAGAGAGCUGGAACUCGAGUCAGUUCAGUUACCAUGGAGGUGUGGUGCUACAAGACACCUUGGACUACAAUGAGAGACAAUUCUAUCAGUUGCUUCUUGUGGCCACGGAUGGAGUACACAACACAACUACAGGGCUGGAAGUGAAGGUGGUAGAUGUACAGAACACAGGGCCUGUGUUUCUGGGCUCUCUGACUGGGGUGAUACAAGAGGAUGACCCCAUAGGAACUCUGGUGAUGACUGUACAGGCUAGGGACGGGGACCGAGGCCAGCCCAGGAAGAUAUACUACGAGCUGGUUACCAAUCCCUUAGACUACUUCCUGCUGGACAGUGAGACUGGAGAGUUGAGGACAGCCAAGCCUCUGGACCGUGAAGCUCUACUCAACUCUACAGGUGUAAUAUCACUGGAGAUUAAGGCCAGAGAGAUGGUGGAUGGGGUGUUAGGUAAUGACCCAUUGACCACUACGACCACUGUAGCCUCCGUCACCAUCAAGGAUGUCAAUGAUGAGCCUCCGAGGUUCAACCAACGAGAAUACAGCGUCAGUCUGCCUGAGAACAUUGCAGACGGCACGACUCUGCCCAACCUCAACAUGAUAGUCACUGACCCUGAUGUGGGCAAGAAUGCAGAGUUUUCCCUACGUCUGUCUGAUGUUUCAAAUUCCUUUGCUGUUGAACCCACCCAUGCCAGUGGUUCUACUGCAGUUUCCAUACGAGUGGUCAAUGGUAAUCUGGAUUAUGAAGACCCUAACAACAGGAAAUUUAUUGUUUUGGUGAUAGCUGAGGAGACAGAGACAGAGCGAAAGUUGUCUUCCACCGCUACUGUGACUGUGGAGAUAACAGACGCGAAUGACAACGCGCCACAGCUGCAGGAGGAGGCGUUGGUAGCCUCAGUCAGUGAGACAGCAACACCAGGCACUGCGGUGGCGACCUUCACUGCCUCUGACAGAGACAGCGGAAUGUACGGUCAGGACAGCAUCGUCUACCAGCUGAUAGGCGACGGUGCUGACAAGUUUGAUGUUGACAAGAAGACAGGAACCAUUACUGUGGCGGACUGUGACCAGCCAGGUGCCCCGCACUGUCUGGACUUUGAGACCCGUCAGGUCUACUUUCUAUCUUUCAAGGCCACGGACGCCGAAGGCCAGGGUCAGAGCACUGUAGUCCCGCUCAAGAUCUCCCUGUUGGACAGCAAUGACAACCCUCCUGCGUUUACCAGUGACGUUUAUCGAGCAGUUAUUGACGAAGGAGCUACAAAGUUUGAACCCCCGCUUCAGGUUCAGGCCAGAGAUGCAGACAAGACGUCACAGGUGAUGUACUCUAUAGUGGAUGGCAAUGAACAUGGACUGUUUGUGAUAGACAAACACUCUGGAGAGAUAACUGUGGCCAACCCUCGUGGCCUGGACAUGUCUCAAGUCAACACUGACUAUAUCAACCUCAUCAUUCAGGCAAGUGAUGGCAUGUUCCACAACAACUGCUCUGUCAACAUCACAGUUCUGGACGUCAACAACAACGCUCCUGUGUUUUCUGAGGACAGUUACUCUUCAGUGGUCAUGGAAGACACACCAGUAGGUACAAGUGUGGUGCGAGUGGCUGCCACAGAUGCAGACAUGGGUAUCAACGCAGAGCUGGUGUACAGGAUAGAGAAGGGAGCGUUUGAUGACUUCAGCAUCAACAACAAGACAGGAGAGAUACAAGUGGCUAGCAAACUGGACUACGACCUGCGUAACUCCUACAGCAUACACGUCAUAGCUGUGGAUGGAGGUACUCCUCCCUUGACUGGCACUGCCCUGGUAGAUGUCAAAGUUCUCAACAGCAAUGACAAGAUACCAUUUUUUGAUCCUUCUACUCAGAGGGCUGAAGUGGCUGAAGAUGCUGCUGUAGGUACUGUUAUCUACAAACUGGUAGCUAGAGAUCUGGACGUAGACUCUCCUGAAGCCCUCAACUUUGCUGCCACUGAUCCUAUCACUGCUACUGACAAGAACGGCAAAGAAGUCAAGAGUGAUGUUACCUUUAAGGAGUUCUUCACCAUCAACAGAGCCACAGGGGAGGUGAGUGUGGCGCGACCGCUACUGAGGGAUGUAGCUUCAGUAGUCAGCAUCAGUAUGUUGGUCACCGACAUCACUGCUCCUACAGUACAGCAAGGCACAGGGACUCUGAUAGUGACCAUCCUUGAUGUGAAUGACUACGCCCCGGAGUUCCCUCCACCCUGGACCAAGGAGAACCCCUCGUAUAUCCUGGACCUGAUGGAGGACCAGCCACCCGGCUCUCACCUCGGCACCUUCACUGCCACUGACAAGGACUCUAACAUUGCCUACUAUGAGAUACAGCCACCCUCUCCAUACUUCAUCAUCAACAACGCUACUGGGAUGGUAACAACAAUGCAGAAGAUUGACUAUGAGAAGACACCGCAGCUCAAUUUGACAGUGAUUGCUUAUGACAGUGGAGCACCUCAGUUCUCAGCUCAGGCUCAUGUCACAGUCAAUAUUGUCAACAUUAACGACAUGGAUCCUGUAUUCAACCAGACAGAAUAUUUGGCAAGUGUUAAUGAGAAUGCACCAGUGGGCACUGUGGUGACGACAGUGAAUGCUGAGGACUCAGAUGCUGGGGAAUACGGGGCAGUGAGGUACCACAUUGCGGGGGGUAGUGGGGCCCUGACCGUGGACCCUGUCACUGGGGAUGUGACUGUGGCAGACCCUUCACAGCUGGAUAGGGAGACCACUUCUGAUCUGACACUGACAGUUGUAGCUACAGACAUGGCCCCGCCUGACACUGCCCGCUCCACCACUGCUCUGGUGAAGGUGAAGCUGCUGGAUGUUAAUGACAAUCCUCCCAUAUUCACCACUCACCUUUACAAGGCUAGUAUAGAAGAGACCAUCUCCUUGUCCCCACCAGGCCCCAUAGUACAACUGAGGGCCCAGGACAAUGACCAGACAUCACAGCUCAAGUACUCCAUCCUCUCUGGCAACAUCGGAGAUGUGUUCUCGCUGGACCCUGUCACUGGGAUCCUGUAUCCUCAAGUAUCACUGAUGGGACAACCACACCACUAUACGUUGCUAGUUGGCGUCAGUGACGGCAAAUACACGGACCAAGCCAAAGUGGACAUAACCAUCCUGGAUGUCAACCAAAACCAGCCAAAGUUCAUCGACCCUCCCUCCCAGAAUGCUACUGUCUAUGUAACAGAGACGGAUGAAGCUGACACUCUGAUCAUGACAGUGAGAGCAGAGGAUGGAGAUCCUGGGGAGAAUGGUAGAGUCACUUACCACUUCAAGGCUAAUGACUCCAACGUCCAGGAGACUGAUGAGUUUGUCAUCAAUGCUGAGACAGGAGAACUCAGGUCCAAGAUCAUCCUGGACAGAGAGACCAAGAAACAGUAUCAACUGGUGCUGGUGGCCAGAGAUCAUGCGUCCCCCAAGUGGUACGAGGCUCUGAGGUUCCUCACUAUCAUCCUGCAGGACGUAGAUGACAACUUGCCACAGUUCACAGAGUCUCAGCCUUACAUGUUCCACGUCAUGGAGAACCUGCCACCCAGGUCCCGCAUAGGCAAGGUGAUGGCUGUGGACAAGGAUGAAGGAGAGAAUGCUAAAGUCUACUACUACAUUGUGGAGGGCAAUCAUGACCGCAGCUUCAUCGUGGACCGUCUGGACGGCACUAUAUACAGCAACACCAGUCUAGACAGGGAGACAAGAGAUACUUACGAGAUAUACAUCAAAGCAACUAACGACCCUGACUAUUAUGUUGCCAAGGAUAGCAGCUUGCCUACAAAUGCCACCAGUGUGGCACAUGUUCGGAUCGUUGUACUUGAUGAGAAUGACAAUGCGCCCAUGUUCCAACAAUCUGUCUACUACGCUGGAGUGAACGUGAUGGCAGACACAGGCCAGUUCCUGACUGAAGUGAUAGCCUCAGACCCAGACGCUGGACACAACGCCAGUCUCACAUACAUGGUGGUGGCGAGUCACUUGUAUCGUGGUGGCGCCACUGUCUCGUCUGGCUCUGUCGUGCCAUCGCCCUUCAGUGUGUCGCCCAGUGGCCGAGUACAUACUGUCACACUGGUCGCUGAGUACAACCAAGACCGCUUCUUGCUGGAGUUGGUCGCCAGAGAGAAUGCUCAUCCUUUCAGAGAGGCUAAGGCUACUGUGCAUGUUUGGGUGUAUGAGCAGCCGCAGCUGAUCAGAGUGAUUCUGUCUCGGCCACCUGAGGAGGUGAAUCGCCAGAGAGAAGGCAUUGUCUCUGAGCUGUCCAACGCCACACAGAGCAUCGUGGUAGUUGAUGACAUCCGCUACCAUCUCAACCAACUUGGCCACAAACAGACUGACUGGUGUGACAUGUAUCUUCAUGUGGUCAACCCCAAAACACAGACAAUCACCCCAGUCCCUGAGGUUCUGAAAGUCAUUGAUGCAAAAUAUGACUUCCUCAAGGAUUGUUAUGCUGGAUUUGCCAUUGAAAAUGUGAUCCCAGCAUUUGUGCGUGUGAGGGAGGAUACCUUUGAGCCAGCCCUUGCUGCAUUGAUCGCUCUUCUAAUAGUCCUCUUCGUAGGCUGUGUGUCUGUCAUUGUUGUCUGCUGCUGCUUCAGACAUUGGGUUAUUGCAGAACCUAUGGACAUGAAAUCUUCAGAUAUGCUUAUUAAAAAAGCCAUUCUCGAUGAUUUAAAUACCACUGAAAACCCUUUGUGGAUUGAACAAAAGCUGAAGCUGUAUGAGGAGCAGGAGCUGACCAUGCAAGUGUUCUGUGAGCCGGAGAUCAGCGGACAGCCUGGACAUGACAGGAGAGACUCAGCAGAUAUGUCCAUGAUGGACAACACGUAUGCCACUAUACAGCAGCCCAGCAGACGAGGGUCUCUCAACACUAUGUUGUCUCUGGGUGACUAUGCCACGCUAGGUGGCUCAGUGCUGCCUCUGGACAAUGUCAGCUCUCACAGCCAACAGAUGCUAGAGGCUGCUUUAGGGUUCCAAGGCUCAACAUUUCAAGUUCCGGAGAACAGCGAGGUGUUCAGAGGCAGACCUGCAGAACUGCGAGUCAACAAAGACGGGCAACCUGAGUUUGUCUCUGAACUCAUAUGAAUCUCAUAUUGUAGAUAAACCAAGACAUCGAAGUCAAAGACUAGAAAUCUCAACUGUGGCUUCCAGCCUGUAUACUCAAACAUUGUGUGCCUUUAACAAACAACAUUUAGACUAUUUUCUAUGACUGACAAGUCAAAUGGCUCAUGGAAAAUGACCUAAAUAGGUUUAAUGUGAACUAAGAUUGAUUUCUUAUAUAUAUUUUGGGCUCAUCACAUACACCUUCACACCUUGCUCAGUAUAUGUGAUCUGACUGAAACUUUCAUGGGUUGUAAGGGGUUUUUACUAUGGGUAUCAGUAAUAAUAAGGUCAUAAUAGUUAAGUAAAAAGAACAAAAUCCUUUCACAUUCGCUGUGAAAUAGGUUAGUUUGUGUCUUAAAGUAAGACUGUAUACCGUUUAAGUAUUUAGUAAUGGUUUAAUCAGUAUUUAAUAUUAUUUAUUAUUUUGCACAGUUAAGUGUAACAACGACAAUUUUAUACUAUUACAGCCAGUAUUUUAAAGUAGUUUUACGUUUCAGUUUUCACCUUUAAGAUUUUCCUGUUGCAUUUGGCGUACAUUUUUACUUGUUAUUUUAUAAAACAAGACAAAAUUCUUUUGAUUUUGGUAUAAGUCUUAUCAUAAAAACAUGUAUAUAUAUUAUGAAAAUGAAUAUGCCAAGAUCUCGAUUGAUUACACAAUUAGGACGGUACAAUAUUUUUAAUAUUAUAUAUAUAAAUGUGUAUGUUAUACUGAUACUGUACUGAGUGUGACUAAAGUUUGACAUCGACCAACACUUGCAUCAAGUGUUCAGUUGUCACUAACAGGCACACCAGUUAUAUUACUAUCAUUAUUGAAGAAGUAUUUUAAACGGUGAAUAUAUAUUUUUAUAAAUUAUUUACUAUGAAUUGUAUGAUACGCUCAAUUUACAAUAUUCCAAAUGUUCAUGUAUUUUAGAUUUUAUAGUAUGUAUUUAUGGAUUUAUAAAUCUUUUUUAAGACAGUUUUCAAAGUCAUGGAUCAUGUUCAAAUCAUUGUAUUAAAUAUUUUGUACAUUUGUCCAUACCUGUAUUAUAAUUACUUAGUUUAGUAAUUAUAUUUUUAGUUAGUAGUUUGGUGCCAAAUUGAUGAGCAAUCAGAUUUUGAGAAUCUUAAAGCUAAAUAUUUUGAGAACCACAUUUAUUUUAACUAAAUACAAAAAUACUCAAAUAA
Messenger RNA from Macrosteles quadrilineatus (aster leafhopper), 7360 nucleotides. RefSeq names its product cadherin-87A. Lineage: Eukaryota; Metazoa; Arthropoda; Insecta; Hemiptera; Cicadellidae. The transcript is spliced from 35 exons. The coding region runs from base 560 to 6175 and encodes 1871 amino acids. Gene Ontology annotation, molecular function: cadherin binding; calcium ion binding. Gene Ontology annotation, cellular component: plasma membrane; catenin complex. Gene Ontology annotation, biological process: homophilic cell-cell adhesion. The record is from RefSeq and is a predicted model, not a curated record.